Molecule: messenger RNA, 2181 nt
Organism: Condylura cristata (star-nosed mole)
Lineage: Eukaryota; Metazoa; Chordata; Mammalia; Eulipotyphla; Talpidae
Gene: POC5
Product: POC5 centriolar protein
Exons: 13
Coding region: 318-2027 (569 amino acids)
Cellular component (GO): centrosome
Source: RefSeq, a predicted model, not a curated record
CUAAGGUGUCCGUUGAGCUCGCUGUUCUGGCGGCUACGUGUUGAGGAUACGCGCAGGAAGAAGUUAGGUCCCUGAGUCUGUGAGGGGCUGUGUAUCCCCUGUCCUGAACUGUCUAGAAGGGCGCCCGGACUUCAUCCAGCUGCCUUUUCACACGUUCAUUCGUUCUUCACCGCCGCUUGGUGCAUACGUUUGAAUUCCCGAGCCCUUCUUUCUGGAUCGCCAAGUAAUCACAAUAGCAGUGAGCCAAGUUAUCAAUCACAGAGGUGGAUCUGAAAUUUCUGAAGCAGCCGUUACUUACUGCAGAUUACCUGUGGAAAAUGUCAUCCGAUGACGAGAAAGGUGCUCUUCCAGUUGUGCAAAAUGACUCAGACCAAGGCAGUACUGCGUCUUCAGAUCUUCAGGUAGAGUAUGAAGAACUGCUUCGUUACACUAUAGUGACUCCAAAUAUUGAAUCAAGUGUUCCACAGCCAUCUCAUUCUAAGGGAGAAGCAUUGCCAGAUGUUAGACUUCCUACUGUAAUUGAUACUCGUCAUAAUCAAGGAAGUAGCCCUGUAGUAAGAGAAACAAGGAUGGAAGUUGGAAAAGGAAGUGACUUAAAUAUCUCAAAGACAGACGGGUCAUCACCAGUGUUAUCACCAAGGAAGCCUUCUCACCCAGUCAUGGAUUUUUUCAGUUCAAAUCUUUUAGGUGACUCUUCCUCACUCAGCUCUAAUUCUAGUCCUGGAGAUAUCCAUGAAGUCAUUGUGAGCGAUUUUCUUAUUUCUGAUGAAUACCUUCAGAAGAUGGAAAAUGUGCUUGAUAUUUGGAGUUCAGGACUGAAGACAAACAUCAUAUCUGAACUAAGUAAAUGGAGACUGAAUUUUAUUGACUGGCACCGAAUGGAAAUGAAAAAAGAAAAAGAAAAACACGCAUCAGAUUUAAAACAGUUGUGUGGUCAAAUCCACAGCUUGAAGGAACUACAAAAAGCCUAUGAAAUCUCCAUUGGGAGAAAAGAUGAGGUCAUUUCUAGCUUGUCUCAUGCCAUAAGCAAGCAAAAGGAAAGGAUAGAAUUGAUGAGAACAUUCUUCCACUGGCGAAUUGGCCAUGUUAAAUCCAGGCAGGACGUUUAUGAAAGUAAACUAGCUGAACAAUACUUCCAAAGAGCUUUACUAAAGAAAGCCUGGAAAGGCUGGCGUUCUGUAGUAGAAAGGAAAUGGAAAGAUGUAAUUGAACGUGCUUGUCAAGCAAGAGCUGAAGAAGUUUGUGUCCAGAUUUCCAAUGAUUAUGAAAACAAAGUUGCUAUGUUAUCCGGUGCUUUAGAAAAUGCAAAAGCUGAGAUCCAAAGAAUGCAGCAUGAAAAAGAGCUCUUUGAAGAUUCCAUGAAGAAAGCUUUCAUGAGGGGUGUAUGUGCAUUAAAUCUUGAAGCUAUGACAAUAUUUCAAAACAAAGUUGAUGCAGGUACAGACUUCACAAAUGUUAAAAAGGAAGACCAUGGUCCUGGGGUUCAAGGAAAAGAACAUCCUGCUCAUUUGGACCCUUCGGCUGCUCCACUGCCCUCAUCUGGGGCUCGGCCACUGACCCCCCCGGCAGCAGCCAUGGGAGUCACCAGCGGUGCUGCCUUCUCUGCCGCUUCCCUGACUUCUGCUGGGGUUGCUUCUACUUCCUCUGCUCACAUUUCCUUUCCUCCUGGUACUGGAUCUACAGCUGUUGCUGCACCAGAAGAAAUGUAUGUGCCCAGAGUUGUGACAUCUGCACAACAGAAAGCUGGAAAAACAAUUACAGCUCGGAUCACAGGGAGAUGUGAUUUUGCUACAAAAAAUAGAAUUGGUAGCAGUUUAGCUAUAAUGGGAGUUUCUCCUCCCAUGAGCUCGGUUGUUGUGGAAAAACAUCAUCCAGUGACAGUGCAAACCAUUCCUCAAGCUACUGCAGCAAAAUAUCCCCGGACCAUUCAUCCUGAAAGUGGUGUCUCAACUUCCAGAUCUCUUGGAACCAGAUCAACUCACACCCCAUCUCUCACAAGCUUUCAUUCCAUAAAAGUGGUUGACUAAAGCAAGUAUGUUCAUAGAAGUGUUUUACAAAGUACUAGAAGUCUUUAAUUCUUAGAACAUCAUGGAUCCAUCAUGUUCACCUUCACAAAAUUACAAGAGACUUUUUCAAACCAUACCAUCCUUUGUAACUAUAUGUAGAAUUAUUUUAAUGUUA